Frankliniella occidentalis (western flower thrips) is the source of this 954-nucleotide messenger RNA. RefSeq lists its product as uncharacterized. The coding region runs from base 345 to 926 and encodes 193 amino acids. NCBI's taxonomy places the organism in Eukaryota, Metazoa, Arthropoda, Insecta, Thysanoptera, Thripidae. The transcript has 4 exons. The record is from RefSeq and is a predicted model, not a curated record.
UUUGAACAAGAGACGUAUUACUGUAGACGUCAAAAUCGUUUCGUUAUGGAAACUAGUUCUCCAGCUGAUAAAACUAGUAGAAAAGGUCGUUUUCUCAACGACAGUAUCUUCGUUGUGACGAUCAAAAUAAUUCGGUUUUCCGAAAAUCAACUGGAUUGUUAGCUGUCCAAACUAACUCUUUCCCGCCGUGUUUUUGCUCCGCUCCGCCACCACCAGCGCAUGUACACGUGCCCCGGGUCGCGUCACGCUACACAACUCUGGCCACGUCAAUCGACACCGCCGAGUCGAAAAACUCAUCGUGUCAGCGGGAUUUUAGUUUUACCACAGCUUUAUGGUGAUCCAGGAUGGGUUUUAUACUCUGGGCCCUCCUCACAUUCCUGUGUCACAAUAAGAUCCAGCACGGCAAUGCUCUGAACUCUUUUGCGGGACCAUACAUAAUUGUCAUCGAGGAACGGGGUGCCUACAGGUGUGAUCCACCCAAUGUCCAGCUUCCGUGGGGAUGGAAUGUGCGGCCUAGUCACUUUAACCCAAAUAGACCAAGAGAAAAACAACUACUGACUGGCAACAUAGCGGGCGAAAAUGUAUCUAUUGAUGACAGCUCGUGGGCGACAAUUGUUUUAGAUUCUUCAUCGAAUAACCAAUGGAAGGAAAACGCGCUGGUCCUGCCUUUUAAAGCUAAGGCGUGCACGGCUUUUAAAAUGAAUAUGCCGACCCUGUACAACCUAUUUUACAAAAAGACAGAAACUAAAGGGGUGUGUAGACUCAAACCAGGAGUUUACACAGUCAAAAACAACCCCAUUGAUUGGGUAUUUCCAAACCUACCUAUUUUACCUUAUGGACGCUUCAGACUCAGAGCCACGGUUGGCAAGGCCGAAAAUCUGCACGCAUGUUUCUCAGCUGAUCUUAAGAUCAUACCUAAAACGUAGUAACUGCUAAUAAAAUAUCAUGUAUUGU